AGGUAUAGCAAUGCGGGAAACUUUGCUUGGAAUUUUCUUAGUAUUUAUUGCUUUCUUCAGCGAAUUAGCGUCUGCUACCGUUGUUUUUAAGCCGUUCUCCAUUUCCUUGCCGGACCUUCCUGCCAGAUUCGCUGUUGGGAAUAACACUGCCGUUUGCGGUGCUCUUGAAGUGGCGGAUCCCUUGGAUGCUUGCAGUCCGCUCCGAAACGAAUUCGGAUCCAACAAAAGUGAUCCUGUAAGGUUUGCUUUGAUAAUUAGAGGCAAUUGUUCUUUCGAGGAGAAAAUCCGAAACGCUCAAAAUGGGGGAUUUUCUGCCGCAAUUGUUUACGAUGAUAAAUAUAGUAGCAAUUUAGUCUACAUGAUGGUGAACCCUAAAGGAAUCAACUUGCUAGCUGUUUUUAUUUCUAAAUCUGCUGGUGAAUUUUUGAAAGAUCAUGCCAGAGGUGAAAAAGGGGAAUGCUGUAUUUAUCCACAGUUGAAUGGGAAAGCGUGGAAGAUCUUUGCUAUUUGUUUCCUAUCACUUGUUGUUAUAGCAGCUUUUUUGGUGAUAGCCUUUAUUGCACCCCGAAGCUUGUCGAAUUGGCGAAGAAGAAAUUUAGUAAAAAGUGUGGAUACUAAAACGGUUGAAGCUCUUCCACGUGUUGUGUUCAGUUCCGACCGAUCCAGUACUUUUGCAGAAACUUGUGCAAUUUGCCUCGAGGAUUAUAAUGAUGGGGAACUUCUUAAAGUGCUUCCUUGUCAACAUGAUUUUCAUUCAAGUUGUGUAGAGUCAUGGCUGACUAAGUGGGGAACAUUCUGCCCUGUAUGCAAACUCGAUAUGACAACCCAGUUUGCAUAUUCUGAGAUCAAGAGGAGCAGCAGGGUUUAGAAUCAAUUAUUUAUAACUGAUGGCUUGUUUUCUAUCAGGUGUGCUUUCUGUGCUUGAAAGGGUCAUCCCCAUCACAAGUCUGUUUCUGCACCCGUCUCUUCACAUCAUGCACAAAAUGUCCGGGAUGAUGCUGAUGUAGCCUUUUAUUGCCCAGCCAUUAUAGUAUAUUUACUGCAGCAUGAUAGGUAACAACUCAUCUUCUCGGCAUCGAAUUGAUUGGUACACCGGUGUCAAGCCAUCUAAUUUUCAACCAAAGGGUCAAAAACCUGACAGUCUUUCCAGCACGAAAUCCUUGUAAAUGGAACUUUCAUCUAGUCCAGAAAUGGUCGAAUUAUGUAAACAAAGCUCCUUGGAGGAUAUUCAUACUAGUCUUUCACCAUUUUCUAUUUUUCAUGUAAAGUAUGAACAAGAAAGAAACAACCAAUAAAUGGAACAAUUGAUUAUUGCC
Molecule: messenger RNA, 1316 nt
Organism: Hibiscus syriacus
Lineage: Eukaryota; Viridiplantae; Streptophyta; Magnoliopsida; Malvales; Malvaceae
Product: receptor homology region, transmembrane domain- and RING domain-containing protein 1-like
Exons: 6
Coding region: 11-868 (285 amino acids)
Biological process (GO): ubiquitin-dependent protein catabolic process
Cellular component (GO): cytoplasm
Molecular function (GO): ubiquitin protein ligase activity
Source: RefSeq, a predicted model, not a curated record